Molecule: messenger RNA, 2840 nt
Organism: Phyllotreta striolata
Lineage: Eukaryota; Metazoa; Arthropoda; Insecta; Coleoptera; Chrysomelidae
Source: the annotation of a GenBank genome assembly
UUUAAAUUUAGCUUAUAAUAGGUACCUCUGGUAACUAACUUUAUUACAAAAUAAUGAAGUUAGUGGCAUUAUAAAAUACAAUAAUCUCGGAAAUAAAUUAAUCUACAUUUAACAGUAACAUAUUAUACUCAAUAUCAAAGCAAAUCACUGAGUAAUACCAUUACUAACGAAAAAACUUUACUUUCACCGGCGAGUUAAGUCAAAUCAUCUGCAACACUGCACAUAGCAUUACUUACUCUACACAGUGCUUCCUAGUUCAGUGUUAAAGAAAGUUUUAUUUUCUUUUGUCUAAUAUUUAAAAUAUACAAUUUUUCAUUUGCCAUGGAAAAUGGCAAUAAAAAUGAAGCCAAUGAAGUGCCUAUGCCAAAAGACGCAUUGGAAGUAACGAUUGGUAAUUUCGGAAAAUGGCAGUGCCGAAUUUGUUUCCUUAUGGCCUUACUGAAAAUUCCUAUCGCAUGGUUUACAUUGAGCAUAAUAUUUUUGGCGCCUCCAACGCAGUUUUGGUGCGAAACUUACACGAAAAUGACUGAAUCAAAAUGGACCAAAAUGACUGAAGUGAUGCCCAUCAAAUUGGAAGGCAUGAAUGAGGGUUUCUGUGAAAUGCUCGACAUGCCCGAUUACCCUAAUCGAACAAUACCUUGCAAAUUUGGAUUUACCUAUAAUAACACCAUAUUUACUUCAACCAUAAUUUCGGAAUGGGACUUGGUUUGUGGUUACGAGCGAUUAAUAGAUUUAACCCAAAUUACGCUUAUGCUUGGAGUGCUUAUAGGCAAUAUUUUCUUUGGGAUUUUGGCCGACAAAAUCGGUAGAAAAGCUGUAAUAAUAACAUGCAUUCUAUUCCAAUCGCUUUUCGGAUCCUUCGCUUCGUUCGUACCAAACUAUUGGUUGUUUAUUCUGCUGAGAUUCUUCGUCGCUAUGAGCUUGGGAGGCACCAUGGUCACCUCCUUCGUCAUGUGCAUGGAAGUGGUCGGCGGUAAAUGGAGAACUAUAAUGCCGAUUUUAUACCAAAUACCCUUCGGAUUCGGUAAUUCGAUAAUGGCCGGCAUAGCAUACAUGAUAAGAGAUUGGAGGUACUUGCACCUUAAUCUCUCGUUGUUAUCAGGGUUUUAUGGUGUGUUUUAUUGGUGUAUUCCGGAAUCUCCACGCUGGCUUUUAGUCGUAGGUAAAAGGAACGAGGCUAUAAAUGUGCUUCAAAAAGCAGCUAUAGAAAACAACAUCAAACGAAACAAAUUCCAAACCGGUCUAACGCAAUUGUCAAAUGUUAAUUCGAAGAAAAAGAAUUACACCUCCUGUUUAGCGAUUUUUUCCACGGAAGAACUAAGAAAGAGAAGUUAUUUGCUUUGCUUCAAUUGGCUAUUAUACGGUGUAACAUUUUAUGCGUUCUCGCAAUACUUAGGUCAAGUUGGGACAAACAUAUUUUUAACGGUUUCUACGAGUGGUUUCGUGGCCCUUCCGGGUACCAUAGCGUGUAUAAUUUUGGUGGAAAAGUGCGGCAGAAGAUGGACUAUAAUGGCCGCCAAUUUACUGGUUGCCAUUUCUCUUUUAACAAUAAUUGUGGUACCUAAAGGUACUUAUAAUUUCGACUGGCCUAGAGUCACUUUGAGUGCUAUUUGUAUCGUUGGGCUUUCGAUAACUAUGCCUGCUUUAUACCUUUUCACUGGAGAGUUAUACCCUACAAUAUUGAGAAAUGCUGGUGUAGGAGUAUCUAUAAUGUGCUCUAGGCUAGGUUCCAUGCUAGCGCCUCUUAUAAUUUCUUUAGAAGAGAAAGGAUCUUUUGUACCAUUAAUCAUCUUAGCCAUGGUAGCCUUUGCUCAAUCAGUACUGGUACUGCCUCUACCAGAAACGAAGGAUUCUAAAUUACCCGAAACUAUAGAAGAUUUGUGUAAAAUUACAGAUAUAAACGCAGAAUGUUAUCAGAUGUACGAAGUUGUAUCAACAAAGGCCGAUGCUGAAGAUGAUCGCAAGUAGAAUAUGAAACUAUUAUUAAUUUGUGAUUUUAAUUACCAUUUUUAUGUAUGUUAUGUUAUAAAAGAAACUGAUUUUUAACGAGACUUUUAAAAAGAAUUUGUUCGAUUUUAUUACUCUGAAACACUAUUUUUUACAAAAACAUUAAUGCACGUGACAACAAAGUAUUUUAUUUAAGUCCAUACUCAUGCUUGUACCAAUUACAAAGAGUAAAAUACCUUUUGAAUACGCCACUUGCUAAAUAUCAGUUUUAGAAAAUAACUUAAUUUAAGUUAUGUUACCGAUUGUACAAAUUACAAUAAUGGUGUCUAAAAUAUCUAAACAAACACCAUUAUUUUUCAAAUUCAAUGUUUAUUAACUAUAUUAGAUACUAUGCACAAUUGAUAGUAAAAUACGUAAUGAACUGAAAUUAAUUACUUAUCAAAACAUAAUAAAAUUAAGUUUUCUAAAUCAACAGAACUUCCAUCUGUUGCCACAUUCAUUGCAUAAAACAAACGUUGUCAUAGGUUCAUCAGAAGACCUCGUCUGCAAUUGAUUGUAUGUGCAAUUCCUCUUCUUGCAUUUACCGCAUUUAAGCAUGUCCGUUUUGGUACCUUGAGCUGUUGCCAAUUGGGCAUCGUUAAUAGCCUCUUUGGAGAAUUUCUCUCUUAAUUUUUUCACCUCGUCAUUUGCCAUUUCUUCCGCCGUCAUAACGGCCAAACGAGAUGCGGGCAAUGCCCCAAUUCUGAAAUUCGUCCUUAACGUUGGAUUUUUCGGAUCUUUCAGAUUUGCUAUUCUAGAUCGUACUCUGUUUUUGUACCGCAUAUCUGUAUUUUUGAAUUCGGAGAAUAUGGCUUCUUCCAAUUCUUCCGCUAGCUCCUCUGGUGAUGCACAAC